AUUAAUUAUUUCCAAACUUGAAUUUUUUUGCCCAUCUGCCCAAUAGUAUUUCUCCUCUUUGGUCUACUGAAGUGGAAAAUUGGAAAUAAACCAGCAAGAUUCCGCCACCUUAUGCAACGGUGAGAUACAGCACUAUGACCGCCGCGGUCGCCGUCUCUCGUCACCUGCAUCAACCCCUCUCCCAUCUACUCCCCGGAUCUCUCCAAAUUACCCCUGCCAUAAAAUCCGUCCUUCAAUCCCUAAACCCCCAAAACCCGAGAACCCACCAAAACCCUAACCCUUCUAUCCUCAACCAAUUCUCUCCUUACUUAACCCCUAAUUUAGUGGUCCAAGUCAUCAAUGACCUGACAAACCCUUAUCAUUCCCUGUUCUUCUUCACCUGGGCCUCUAGCCCAAGCCCGAACCCGAACCUGUAUCGCCACUCCCACUUCUGCUACAUUGCCAUCACUGACAAACUCCUACCGCACAAGUUAUUUUCAUUAGCUGCUGACUUACUGAAAACCCACAACAAGUUUUCAGAUUUUAUGGUGGGCAAGUUCAUCAAAGCCCAUGGUGAUUUGGGACACCUGAAGUGGGCUGUAAAGCUUUUUCAUCAAGUGAGAAGGGGGGAAGUAGGGGACUGUUUGUUUUCUUACAACGCAUUGUUGGGUGUUCUGGUUAAGGCCAAUAGAGUUAGUCAUGCUUGGGCUUACUUUGGGCGGAUUGUUAUUAAAGAAAGCGUUGUGAAACCUGAUGUUUCGACUUACACAACGAUGAUCAGGGGUUUAUGUAAAGUGGGUAUGAUUGAAGAUGCAGAGAAAUUGUUUGAUGAAAUGAGUUGUGGGAAAAACUUAAUGACUUAUAAUAUUAUCAUUGAUGGGUUCUGCAAGAAGGGCUUAGUGGAAAGCGCGCAAAGAAUGCUCGAUCAGAUGGUUGGAGAUGAGGCUUGUCCGCCUGAUACUGUGUCAUAUACAACUUUGAUCGAUGGGUAUUGCAAGAAAGGGGAGUUCGGGAAUGCAAUUAGGUGCUUUGAUGAAAUGGUGAGUAGGGGCAAUUGCGAGCCUAAUGUGUUAACGUACAAUGCUUUGAUCAAUGGGUUGUGUUUGAGUGGAAAUGUUGAUGAAGCGAGACGGAUGAUGAGCAGGAUGAGGUUGAGUGGAUUGAGGGAUAACAUUGCGACUCAUACGAGUUUGUUGAAGGGUUAUUGCAUUGCUGGAAGAUCUGAUGAGGCUAUUAAACAUUUCAAAGAAAUGCUUAAUCUUGGAAUGAAUCUUGAUGGAAAGUCGUAUGCUGUGAUUGUGAAUGAGUACUGCAAAUUGGGAAGGCCAGAUGAAGCAGUUGUGCUAUUAAGGGAAAUGAGGGGAAGAGGCACUAAUCCGAGUUUAGCUAGCUUUAAUGCUGUUUUUAGGAGUCUUAUUAAGUUGCAAGAAUUCGAUAAAGCCAUUCUUCUCCUGAAGCAAAUGCAACAAUGGGGUUGCUGUCCGAACUUUAUAUCUUACAGUGAGGUGAUAAUUGGGCUUGUUGGAGCCGAAGGCAGGAUGCAAGAUGUUGAGAUGCUUGUUAAUGACAUGAUUCAAGAUGGUCACGGCCUUGAUACCACAUUGUACAGUUCCUUAAUUCAAGCAUAUUGUAUAAAUGGUGAUGUAAGAAAGGCAGCUGGUCUUUUUGAGGAGAUGAUUGAUGAGGGCCUCGUUAUUAAGAAAGACUGCUUCAAAGCUUUUGUUAAGGAAUCGUGUGUGAAGGGUUUGGUGCAUGAGGCGGAGAAUCUUUUUGUUCAGAUGAGAAAUAGUUGCCCAGCGUUUGAUGUGGAAACCUAUAGAAGUGCUUUAAAUGAAUACCUUAUUGGAAACAGUGGCAGCUGAUAUACUGCGGUUCGAGGCAAAACUUUGAACACUUCUGCUUUUUGUGUCAGUGAUACGUGAUUCUUGAAGGCUUAUCCUGUGAAGCAUAAGAAUCUUGGUUAGGACUACAACAGAAGGUAGCAUAAAAUCUUUACAAGUUCAAGCAUUCAGUUAGAACAAGGAAAAUGCAACUAAAAGCAUCGAAGAAUCACAUGGAACUCACAAGGAUUGCUUUAUCCAGUUCUAGAGCACCCAUAGUUA
Molecule: messenger RNA, 2081 nt
Organism: Sesamum indicum (sesame)
Lineage: Eukaryota; Viridiplantae; Streptophyta; Magnoliopsida; Lamiales; Pedaliaceae
Biological process (GO): chloroplast-nucleus signaling pathway; mitochondria-nucleus signaling pathway
Cellular component (GO): chloroplast
Molecular function (GO): protein binding
Source: RefSeq, a predicted model, not a curated record